Messenger RNA from Chrysochloris asiatica (Cape golden mole), 2704 nucleotides. It is a transcript of the gene TBCK, whose product is annotated as TBC1 domain containing kinase. NCBI's taxonomy places the organism in Eukaryota, Metazoa, Chordata, Mammalia, Afrosoricida, Chrysochloridae. Gene Ontology annotation, biological process: activation of GTPase activity; protein phosphorylation. The transcript has 25 exons. Gene Ontology annotation, molecular function: ATP binding; protein kinase activity; GTPase activator activity. The record is from RefSeq and is a predicted model, not a curated record. Bases 1 to 2679 code for a protein of 892 amino acids.
AUGUUUCCUUUGAAGGAUGCUGAAAUGGGCGCCUUUACCUUCUUUGCCUCAGCUCUGCCACAUGAUGUUUGUGGAAGCAACGGGCUUCCUCUCACACCAAAUUCCAUUAAAAUUUUAGGACGUUUUCAAAUCCUUAAGACCAUUACACAUCCAAGACUGUGCCAAUAUGUGGAUAUUUCUAGGGGAAAGCACGAGAGACUGGUGGUGGUAGCUGAACACUGUGAACAGAGUUUGGAAGAUUUGCUUCGAGAAAGGAAACCCGUGAGCUAUUCGAAGGUUUUAUGUAUAGCAUUUGAGGUACUUCAGGGCUUGCAGUAUAUGAACAAACAUGGAAUAGUUCACCGUGCACUGUGCCCUCAUAAUAUUCUUUUGGACCAAAAGGGGCAUAUUAAAUUGGCUAAAUUUGGACUUUAUCACAUGACAGCUCAUGGUGAUGAUGUUGAUUUCCCAAUUGGGUAUCCAUCGUACUUAGCACCUGAGGUAAUCGCACAAGGAAUUUUCAAAACCACUGAACAUAUGCCAAGUGAAAAGCCAUUACCUUCUGGCCCCAAAUCAGAUGUAUGGUCUCUUGGAAUCAUUUUGUUUGAGCUUUGCAUGGGAAGAAAAUUAUUUCAGAGCUUGGAUAUUUCUGAAAGACUAAAAUUUUUGCUUACUUUGGACUGUGUAGAUGACACUGUAAUAGUUCUGGCAGAAGAGCAUGGUUGUCUGGACAUUAUAAAGGAACUUCCUGAAAAUGUGAUAAAUCUUCUGAAGAAGUGCCUUACCUUCCAUCCUUCUAAGAGGCCAACUCCUGGUGAAUUAAUGCAGGAUGAGGUAUUCAGUGAAGUGUCACCUUUAUAUACUCCUUUUAUCAAGCCUGCUAGUUUGUUUUCAUCUUCUUUGCGAUGUGCAGAUUUAACUCUACCUGACGAUAUCAGUCAGCUGUGUAAAGAUAUCAACAGUGAUUACCUGUCCGAAAGAUCUAUUGAAGAAGUAUAUUACCUUUGGUGUUUGGCCGGAGGUGACUUGGAGAAAGAGCUUGUCAACAAAGAAAUCAUUCGACCUAAACCCCCAGUCUGUACACUCCCUAACUUAGUCUUUGAAGAUGGUGAGAGCUUUGGGCAAGGUCGAGAUCGAAGCUCCCUUUUAGAUGACACAACUGUGACAUUGUCAUUAUGCCAGCUAAGAAAUAGAUUAAAAGAUGUUGGUGGAGAAGCAUUUUACCCAUUACUUGAAGAUGACCAGUCUAAUUUACCUCAUUCAAACAGCAAUAAUGAAUUGUCUGCAGCUGCCACUCUCCCUUUGAUCAUUCGAGAGAGAGACACAGAGUACCAACUAAACAGAAUUAUUCUCUUUGACAGGCUACUAAAGGCUUAUCCAUAUAAAAAAAAUCAAAUCUGGAAAGAAGCAAGAGUUGACAUUCCUCCUCUUAUGAGAGGUUUAACGUGGGCGGCUCUUCUAGGAGUUGAGGGUGCUAUUCAUGCCAAAUAUGAUGGAAUUGAUAAAGACACUCCAAUUCCUACAGAUAGACAAAUUGAAGUGGAUAUUCCUCGCUGUCAUCAAUAUGAUGAACUUUUAUCAUCACCAGAAGGUCAUGCCAAAUUUAGGCGUGUAUUGAAAGCCUGGGUAGUAUCCCAUCCUGAUCUUGUGUAUUGGCAAGGUCUUGACUCACUUUGUGCUCCCUUCCUGUAUUUAAAUUUUAAUAAUGAAGCUUUGGCAUAUGCAUGCAUGUCUGCUUUUAUUCCCAAAUACCUAUAUAACUUCUUCUUGAAAGACAACUCACACGUAAUACAAGAGUAUCUAACUGUAUUUUCUCAGAUGAUUGCAUUCCAUGAUCCAGAGCUGAGUAAUCAUCUCAAUGAGAUUGGCUUUAUUCCAGAUCUUUAUGCCAUCCCUUGGUUUCUCACCAUGUUUACCCAUGUAUUCCCACUGCACAAAAUUUUUCACCUGUGGGAUACAUUACUACUUGGGAAUUCCUCUUUCCCAUUCUGUAUUGGAGUAGCAAUUCUUCAGCAGCUGCGGGACCGGCUUUUGGCCAAUGGCUUUAAUGAAUGCAUUCUUCUCUUCUCUGAUUUACCAGAAAUUGAUAUUGAACGAUGUGUGCGAGAAUCAAUCAACCUGUUUUGUUGGACUCCUAAAAGUGCUACUUACAGACAACAUGCGCAACCUCCGAAGCCAGCCUCUGAAAGUGGAGUCAGAAGUUCAGCCCCUUACUUCUCCACUGAGUAUUCAGAUCCUCCAAAGACAGAUCUGGCAAGAGAAUCCAUUUCACUAAAUGACCUAAAGUCAGAAGUAUCACCCCGGAUUUCAGCAGAAGAUCUGAUUGACUUGUGUGAGCUCACUGUAACGGGUCAUUUCAAAACACCCACGAAGAAAACAAAGUCCAGUAAACCAAAGCUUCUGGUGGUUGACAUCCGUAAUAGUGAAGAUUUUAUUCGUGGCCACAUCUCAGGCAGCAUCAAUAUUCCAUUCAGCGUUGCAUUCACGGCAGAAGGAGAGCUUACUCAGGCCCCUUGUACUACUAUGCUCCAGAGUUUCAAAGGGAAGGUCAUUGUUAUCGUGGGACAUGUGGCAAAGCACACAGCUGAGUUUGCAGGUCAUCUUGUGAAGAUGAAAUAUCCAAGAAUCUGUAUUCUAGAUGGUGGCAUUAAUAAGAUCAAGCCUACAGGUCUCCUCACCGUCCCAUCUCCUCAAAUAUGAAAAGCCAAGUGUAUGGCUGUCAAAA